AUGGAAAAUAAUAAGAUACCCAAAGUUUCUCAUAACGGUGUUAUAGCUACAUUUUCCGUUAAGACUGGUCUCGCUCAGAAUUUGAAAAAUGGUGUAAUAAUGGACGUUAUUAAUGCUGAACAAGCUAGAAUAGCAGAAGAAGCUGGUGCGGCCGCCGUUAUGGCAUUAGAGCGUGUACCAGCUGACAUUAGAAAAGAAGGUGGAGUGGCUCGCAUGUCGGAUCCAAAGAUGAUUCGAGAAAUUAGAGAGGCUGUGACCAUUCCCGUAAUGGCUAAAGUACGGAUUGGUCAUUUUGUUGAAGCUCAGAUAUUAGAAGCUAUCGGCAUAGACUUUAUUGAUGAAUCAGAAGUUCUUACACCUGCCGACGAACAAAAUCAUAUAAAUAAGCAUAAUUUUAAAAUCCCAUUUGUAUGUGGGGCAAAAAAUUUAGGUGAAGCACUUCGUCGCAUUUCUGAGGGAGCAGCCAUGAUGCGCACAAAAGGUGAAGCAGGUACCGGUAAUAUUGUAGAAGCUGUUCGUCACAUGAGGACCAUUAAUAAUGAGAUCAGAAGAGCAUCUGCUAUGAGCGACGAAGAAUUAUUCAGUUAUGCUAAAGAAUUACAAGCUCCUUAUCAUUUGUUGAAGGAAACUGCUAAAUUAAAAAGACUUCCGGUUGUGAAUUUUUCAGCGGGAGGAGUUGCAACACCUGCUGAUGCUGCGUUAAUGAUGCAACUUGGUUGUGAUGGUGUAUUCGUUGGUUCUGGGAUAUUCAAAUCGGGAGAUCCGGCAAAAAGAGCAAGAGCGAUUGUACAAGCUGUUACUCAUUACGAUGAUCCUAAAAUUAUAGCUGAGGUAUCAGAAGAUUUAGGUGAAGCAAUGGUUGGUAUCAAUAUUGAUACUUUAACGGAUAAUCAAUUAAUGGCCAAGAGGGGUUGGUGA
This is a messenger RNA of Diversispora eburnea, 918 nucleotides long. The record is from the annotation of a GenBank genome assembly. Lineage: Eukaryota; Fungi; Glomeromycota; Glomeromycetes; Diversisporales; Diversisporaceae.